This is a messenger RNA of Rosa rugosa (rugosa rose), 1434 nucleotides long. RefSeq names its product replication factor C subunit 3. The record is from RefSeq and is a predicted model, not a curated record. The transcript is spliced from 12 exons. NCBI's taxonomy places the organism in Eukaryota, Viridiplantae, Streptophyta, Magnoliopsida, Rosales, Rosaceae. The coding region runs from base 111 to 1124 and encodes 337 amino acids. Gene Ontology annotation, biological process: DNA repair; DNA-templated DNA replication. Gene Ontology annotation, molecular function: ATP hydrolysis activity; DNA clamp loader activity; DNA binding. Gene Ontology annotation, cellular component: DNA replication factor C complex; nucleus.
AAAGCAGAGGGUAGAAUCAGAAUUGAAAAAGGUAAAGCUGCAGAGAGGGAGAGAGAGAGAGAGCACGAUUUCCCGCCACUUUUGCCGUCUCCUUCUCUGAAGAAUCGAAGAUGCUGUGGGUAGACAAGUACAGACCCAAAACCCUAGACCAGGCAAUGGUCCACCAAGACACGGCGCAAAACCUCAAGAAACUUGUCGCGGAGCAGGACUGCCCCCAUUUGCUCUUUUACGGGCCUUCCGGCUCCGGCAAGAAAACCCUAAUCAUCGCCCUUAUUCGUCAGAUUUUCGGACCCAGCGCCGACAAGGUGAAGGUGGAAAACAGGACAUGGAAAGUUGAUGCUGGGAGUAGAACCAUUGACAUAGAGCUGACUACAUUAUCAAGCACCAAUCACAUUGAACUCAACCCCAGUGAUGCAGGCUUUCAGGACAGAUACAUUGUUCAAGAGAUAAUUAAGGAAAUGGCUAAAAAUAGACCCAUUGACACAAAAGGGAAAAAAGGAUAUAAAAUCUUGGUGUUGAAUGAAGUUGACAAACUUUCAAGAGAAGCACAGCAUUCUCUUCGAAGAACUAUGGAGAAAUAUAGUGCUUAUUGCCGCCUAAUACUAUGCUGUAACAGUUCUUCAAAGGUUACUGAAGCAAUCCGAUCACGGUGUCUAAAUGUGCGAAUAAAUGCACCAGCAGAUGAACAGAUUGUUAAGGCAUUGGAGUUCAUUGGAAAGAAAGAAGGGCUUCAACUUCCUUCUGGAUUUGCUGCUCAUAUAGCUGAAAAAUCAAACAGGAGCUUAAGGAGAGCUAUAUUGUCUCUAGAAACUUGUCAUGUUCAACAGUAUCCCUUUACAAGUAACCAAAUAAUUCCCUCAAUGGAUUGGGAGGAAUAUGUUUCAGAAAUUGUAUCUGAUAUAAUGAAGGAGCAGAGUCCAAAAAGGCUUUAUCUGGUGCGGCAAAAGUUGUAUGAGCUACUUGUUAAUUGUAUCCCUCCAGAGAUCAUUCUUAAGAGGCUGCUUUAUGAGUUAUUGAAGAAAUUGGAUGCAGAAUUGAAGCAUGAGGUCUGCCAUUGGGCAGCAUAUUAUAACACCAGGAAAUACUGUGGUUGUGGAACUACAAUCUCUUCCACUACUGAAUGACGGGAACAUAGGAUGCGUCUUGGGCAGAAAGCCAUAUUUCACCUCGAAGCGUUUGUGGCCAAGUUCAUGAGUAUUUAUAAGGCUUUCCUCAUUGCAGCGUUUGGCUGAACACCAGAAUAGCAUGAUUUCCUUCAAUCUGAAAUGUGAGUUUCUGUUCAAGGUGGCAAUGAAUUGUGCACUCGGUUUCAAUAUUUAUCAUGUCACGAGAUGUAUGUCAUGAGAAGAUGUGUAUUGUUUCUCAAGAUGAACUAUGUAUUACUGUAUCAUGGUUUUAUCUUCUCUGCACUAUACUUUUCUGGCUCAGUUUGUA